This is a messenger RNA of Plasmopara halstedii, 807 nucleotides long. RefSeq lists its product as uncharacterized. The record is from RefSeq and is a predicted model, not a curated record. Lineage: Eukaryota; Oomycota; Peronosporomycetes; Peronosporales; Peronosporaceae. Bases 1 to 807 code for a protein of 268 amino acids. The transcript has 2 exons.
AUGACGAUUGACCUCGAUGAGGAUGUGGGAAUGGUCGACUACGAGUGUGAAACUUCUGUUCCCGCGUUGAUUGACGAGGAAGGCGAGCGCCAGCGGCGUGUGACGAUCCCUGCUCGCGCCUUGCGGACCCCAUGUCUGUUUCCUGACUUCUCGUCACAUGAGGGACGUGGUGUAGUCACCAAUGACCUCGACGGGGCAGAGAGGCGGCAGCUGAAAGCUGCCCUGGAGAAAUUCGAUGAAAUUGAGGAAGCAGCAGGAAAUGGCCCGGUGAAUGUGUUGGUCGUUGUUCGCGAAGGUGCCGAUGGUUUGCCUACAAAGACUAUCGAAAAGAGCUCCAACGACUCGUUUGGAGCACGGGAUAACUCAGAUGAUUGGCUGGCGAAAAGGAUUGAGUAUCACUCAUUGCCAUCGAUUGCGUCGCUACCAAAGUUCAUCGAGCAUUCACUGCCUGUGAAGAUUCGUAUGAACCCGAAGGUUCUGUCUGUAUGGUCAUCGUUUCCUGGUGGCCUCGGCACGAAUGUUCGAGAGAAGCUGUUUGCCGUGGAUGAUGUAAAAUCGUGCGAAAAGAUCAGAAGGAAAAUCGAGAACAUGCUGGAACCGCUUCGAAGUGGAGACACAGAGAAAUCUUUCAUUUGGUUUUGGGAUACAAUGAUUCGCGCUCUUUUGGAUUUAAUGUUCGUCAAUGCUCGCCUGAACCGUGAUACGAACCAUCAGUCAUCUACUGCAAAGCAGCGAGCAGACUUCAUGUUCUUUUUGAACGAGGUGUGUGUAUUUCGUGGUGAGGAGAAACAACCAGCUGUUGAUUAG